AUGACUACCACGAAGAGGAAGUAUCUGGGAGGCUCGGGCAAUGCCUUGACUGUUUGGAUUUCAUUGGCCGCUUCAACGGUCCUUGUCUUCUAUGGCUACGAUCAGGGCGUCUUCGGGAAUGUCCUCGUCGGCCAGAACUUUCUCAACCAGAUGGGCAACCCAUCGCCCAAGGACCAAGGCACUAUGACUAGUGUGUACAAUUUGGGGUGCUUCGGAGGGGCGCUCUCCACGCUCUAUACUGGCGACAAGCUCGGCCGACCACGAACUCUCCUGCUUGGUAGCUCCGUCAUCGCAAUCGGUGCGAUCGUCCAGACCGCCUGCUGGUCAAUGGGCCAAAUGAUGGCCGGCCGUGUGAUUGCUGGCCUGGGCACAGGAAUGAACACCGCCACCGCCGGUGUCUGGCAGUCCGAGACCAGCAAAAUGAGGAGCCGUGGUAAACUGGUCAUCAUCCAGAUGGCGAACUGCAUUACCGGAUUUUGUCUCUCGAACUGGUUGACGCUGGGUUUCUCCUUCGCCCCGGGCAGCGUCGCGUGGAGAUUCCCAUUAGCUUUUCAGAUUUUCUUCACGGGCCUCAUAUGGUUGAUGUGCCCCUGGCUUCCGGACUCACCACGUCUGUUGAUCCGUAAGGGCAGAUACGAUGAAGCUCUUGAAGUCCUCGCCGCUCUGGAGGGCAACGGCGCCACUCCAGAGUCCGCUUCCGUGCGGACUGAGUUCAACAUCAUUAAGGACGUUCUUGACCGUGAGACUGCGCUCAAAUAUACUUGGUGGCAGCUUCUCACUGGCCGUGGCCCGUCUGGUGUCGUCCGAAGAAUGAUCCUGGGAGCGUGGAUGCAGGCUAGUAAUCAGCUCAGUGUUAUUAAUUGUACCAGUUAUUUUCAAACAUACAUCUUCAUCCACGCCAUCAACCUAAACGAGCUGCUAGCCCGCAUCCUCACCGCCGCCGGUUCCGUCGACUACCUUAUCUUCAGCUUCUUAGCAUGGUUCGUGAUCGAACGCUACGGCCGCCGGCGAGUCAUGAUGGUCUCUGCUUUCGCCUGCUCGACAUGCUGGACCAUCAUCAGCAUCACGCUGGGCCUGUCCGAGACCGGCAAGGCGAAUCCUGCCGCCAUGGGCGCCGUCGCGACGACCGGGUUUUUCCUCUUUUUUGCGAGUUUCGGUAUGGGCGUCUUGGGAGUGCCCUGGCUCUAUCCAACCGAGAUCAACCACAUCAGCUUUCGGGCCAAGGGGGCCUCCCUCGCCAUGUCCACCAACUGGAUCAUGAACUACAUGGUCGCCCAGGUUACACCGCCGGGAAUCGCGAACCUCGGCUACCGCUUCUGGAUCAUCUGGGCCGUCAUCUGUGCCAGUUUCAUCCCCACGACCUACCUGUUCUAUCCCGAGACGGCGAACCGCACGCUCGAGGAUAUCGAUCGGUACUUCGAAGAGCACCGGAACAUCCUCGUGUUCAAGGACAAGGUCGCUACGCAGCUCAAGAGGCCUGAGAUGUGGGAGAGGAUGGACAUGGAGAUUGCACGACGUGCGGACGAGGAGAAGAUCGGAAAUGGUCAAGUUGACGUUGUGGAUGAGGAAAAGGGCGACAAGGACGUGGUUUACCUUGAGAAGUGA
Exophiala xenobiotica is the source of this 1605-nucleotide messenger RNA. RefSeq lists its product as uncharacterized. Gene Ontology annotation, cellular component: membrane. The record is from RefSeq and is a predicted model, not a curated record. The coding region runs from base 1 to 1605 and encodes 534 amino acids. Gene Ontology annotation, molecular function: carbohydrate:proton symporter activity. NCBI's taxonomy places the organism in Eukaryota, Fungi, Ascomycota, Eurotiomycetes, Chaetothyriales, Herpotrichiellaceae. The transcript is spliced from 6 exons. Gene Ontology annotation, biological process: carbohydrate transport; transmembrane transport.